Messenger RNA from Macrosteles quadrilineatus (aster leafhopper), 1474 nucleotides. Its product is annotated as E3 ubiquitin-protein ligase Siah2-like. Bases 258 to 1076 code for a protein of 272 amino acids. The transcript has 3 exons. The record is from RefSeq and is a predicted model, not a curated record. Lineage: Eukaryota; Metazoa; Arthropoda; Insecta; Hemiptera; Cicadellidae.
AAACUAAUGAAGACAAAACACUAAAAGUUCUAUUGGCAUAACUGAUUCAUGUUGGUGACAUCACAGUUUAGUCUAUGUAGCUGUUCAGCUACACAGAGAUGUUGGAGGCUGCAUGAUUAUAAGAUAAGCUACAUGGUGACAUUAUUUAUCAACAGAAAGUGGAAUCACUUCCUUCCAGAACAGUAACACUAUAGUCUGACAUUAUUUUGGUGUGCUAAGUUCUAUUUCUGCGGUCUUGCCAGAGGGACUCUUCAACAAUGGAUAAGUUGUCGACCAAGGAGAUGCGCCAUUCCUUGGACUGGCUGCUACAGCUAGCGCUAUGUCCUGUAUGCCACGAGACACUGACGCCGGCUGUAGUGCAGUGUGUGCGGGGACAUCCAGUGUGCGCCGGCUGUCACGAUGCGCUGCCCAGAGCACAACAGAAAUGUCCCCAGUGUCGAGGAGACUUCAGCGACAACCAGUCUGUGUUCAUCCAACAAGUCAUCGAGUCAUUGCCUCACCCUUGCAGGCAUCAAGGCUGCAAUUACUUUGUCAAAACCAAAGACGACCAUGAGAAGUUUUGCCCCUACAAAUGCACCAGCUGCCGCUACUGUGACUGGACAGGGCCUUCAAACUCUAUCCUCGCUCAUCUUUCAGACGCUCAUGGGAAGUGGGUGAAUAUGUUUCUGGCACCAGAAUCCAUGGGUGAACUCGGAAUGGGAUUUAACCCAAUGGAGGAAGUAUCCGUCUUCACUCCAAUCAUAGCCGACGGUCAUUUCUUUUGGGGAGAGAUGAAAAACGAACCGGAAGCUGGGAAGUUGACAGCAAUAUUCCACCCUUUGCCUUCAGGAAAGACAACGUCUGUGUUCAGAGCCUCGGUGAAAUUAAACCGUUCAGGAUCUUAUCGGGCAGAUGUGAAGAUAAACAUGGACCCUGAGGCAAACGCAUCUGUAGAAAACUGUAUCUCUAUCCCGACAUCAAUCCUACACAAGUUUACUUCUCACAACAGGUUUGAGUACAGAAUCACCGUUACCAAGAUGAAGCUGGAAUCUAUGUACGGCUUUGUGCAGUCAACUUUGGAGAUCUUCAAAAAAUAGGUAGUUGGUGAGAGUGCUUCAGUGCUUCCAAGGACAAAAGAACUGAAAGCGAUAUGAUUGAGUUUGUGAUAUCCUUGCUACAUUUUAUUAGUAUGAAAAACAUUUAUGUAAUCACUUUUUAAUGAAUUUUUUCCUUAGAUAUUCAUUAGGUUAGUUUUUGUAGAGAAGAGCACUUGGCUUACUAAGAAGGAAUGGAUUCACAUCUAACUUAUCCAAGAAAAAAGUUCCAGGCAGUUAAAAAAUUAAUUUGAUUAGUUUGCCCUUACAAGUGCCUUCUUCAGAAGAAGGAAGUGGUAGAUUUUCUAAUACUUUCCUCUGAAGAAGCCCCUUGUAUGGGCGGAAUAUAAAAAUAAUUGUGUUAACACCCUACUACAUCAAAUCCUCCAGGACGUUGUAUU